AUGAGUAUCUACAAUACCGAUGAACUGGUACCCCCACCAUGGAUUAACAAAGAAUUUUUGGAAAAAGUUUUAACUCAGUAUGAAAAUAAUGUUGAUGCUGAGGUCGUCGAAUUUACAUUGAGUCCAGCCAGCAUGAAAGGUGAUCAUUAUGCCAGUAUUAUGUUCCGUUGCAAGGUUCAAUAUCGUUUCGAUAGAAAUGCCAGCGUCAAAGAGAAAUCAAUGAUUAUAAAAACUUUACCCAUGGAAGAGGGACCCAAACGUGAAAUGUUAAUGGAAUCGUGUUUGUUUGAAACAGAAAUCAGUAUGUAUUCUGAGACACUGCCAAAAAUUGAAAAGAUCUUGGCCGAGUGUGGAGAACCAACGAAAUUAUCAGCAGAACUCAUCUAUCAUGCAUUGGAACCACAAAAAGUUAUCAUUUUUGAAGAUCUCUGCAGUUCGGGCUAUGACACCAUACGGUCCCGAUUACUCAACGAAGAUGAAAUCAAAGCGGUCUACACCAAACUGGCUAAACUACAUGCUGUCUCCUAUAUGUUGGCUCACAGUGAACAACACGAGUUGGUAACAAAAUAUCAAUAUGGCAUUCUCAGUGUGGAUAGCCCACAAAUGGAACUAUUAAUGGAAAAUGGUUUGCGUAACUUUAUUGAUACGCUAUCAUGCUACGAUGAGUUCGAUGUAUAUUUUGAGAAAAUUAAAGCCAUGAAGGAUAAAAUCAAUCAGAAUAGUAAAAAUCUAUAUAGAGCCCAUCAACAGGGGCAGGGCAAUAGCGGAGAUAUUUUCGUUCUUAACCAUGGUGACUUUCAUAUGAAAAAUAUCAUGUUCCGUUUCAAUAAAAAGGAUCAAAUGGAAGAUUGUAUUAUGGUGGACUAUCAAAUUAGUUGUUAUGCUCCGUCGAACGUAGAUUUGGUGUAUUCACAAAUUAUGAUGCUGAGUCCGGAGUUGAGAAUGCGACGCCAUGAAUUUAUGCAGUAUUAUUUUACGGAAUUCAUAAGGAUUCUAAAGAAAAUUAAAUAUCAAGGGGAGCUGCCACUAUAUUCGGAUUUUCAAAUUUCGGGAUUAAAAUAUCGUCAUUUUAUCAUCUUUUUAGUGGCCGUCAUGUUACCCAUGGUCAUUGAUUUUAUGGGCAAAACUGUGGAGGAAUUAAAGGACAGCGACUUCAAUGAAAUGGUUGAAAAUCCCGAAGUUGCUGCUUCAAAUUAUAAACAACCCGCCUAUGUUGCGGAACUGAAGAGAUUUUUGCCAAUAUUAUUAAAUGAAGGAUAUUUGGAUUAG
This is a messenger RNA of Musca vetustissima, 1269 nucleotides long. RefSeq lists its product as uncharacterized. Lineage: Eukaryota; Metazoa; Arthropoda; Insecta; Diptera; Muscidae. The transcript has 4 exons. The record is from RefSeq and is a predicted model, not a curated record. Bases 1 to 1269 code for a protein of 422 amino acids.